Rosa rugosa (rugosa rose) is the source of this 2510-nucleotide messenger RNA. RefSeq names its product U-box domain-containing protein 16. Gene Ontology annotation, molecular function: protein binding; ubiquitin-protein transferase activity. Gene Ontology annotation, biological process: protein ubiquitination. Gene Ontology annotation, cellular component: nucleus; cytoplasm. Bases 373 to 2412 code for a protein of 679 amino acids. NCBI's taxonomy places the organism in Eukaryota, Viridiplantae, Streptophyta, Magnoliopsida, Rosales, Rosaceae. The transcript has a single exon. The record is from RefSeq and is a predicted model, not a curated record.
UUUGUCUCCUUUCAUCUUCUUGCCGGCGGCAGUUCAACUCAGAACCGUUCAUCUAGUUGAUUUGGUAAAGUUUGGCAUUUCUGUGGACUUAAUCAAACGGCUCGUAAUGGUCUGGCUACUUGAUUUUGAUCACAUCGUCGUUGUCUGCUACUAUUAUACCAAGCAAAACGGCCCAUGUUUAUCACUUGCUGAAAAUGCCAACCAAAAACAGUCAAAUACCAGGACCCUAAUCCUUGCAUUACAAAACACAAAUACAAACCAAAAAGCCAACUCCUUUGUUUAUAUUCUACUCCAAACUCUAGACCUUUCCCCUUCCUUCUACUCCCCUUCAUCAUAACCACAAAAAGCAAACUUUCUGAUAAUCAUCAAUUCAUGGCGGUUUCUCCACAAGCAUUCCCGCCCAGAAAGCGGCGGCCAUCUGCCGGAGCCUUCAUGUCUCCCAAACUCUCCGACCAGAGCCUCCUCCGCUCUCUCCUCCACCUCUGCCAGGAAAUCUCCUCCCUCGAAUCCCGCAGCUUCCUCCUCAGGCGUACCACCCUAUCCAUGACUCGAAAAUCCAAGCUUCUUGCCUUCCUCUUCGAAGACCUAGUUCGAUCAUCAAUCACCUACCUCUCUCCCUCCGCUCUCUUAUGUUUCCAAGAAAUGUACAUACUGCUGCAGAGAAUCCAAACCCUCAUCGAAGACUCUUCUCACGGCAGCAAGAUGUGGCUUCUCAUCCAAAACGAGUCCCUCGCCAACAGCUUCCACGAGCUGACUCUUGAUCUAUCCACUUUGCUCGAUAUUCUCCCCGUCAAGGAGCUUAACCUAAACGACGACGUCGAGGAAGUGGUCGCCUUGCUCCGUGCACAGUGCGCGCGAAGCAAGGACGCUUUUGUUGAUCCCAAGGAUGAUAAUCUCCGCCUCGAAGUCUGCUCCAUGCUCGAUCGCCUCAAAAAGGAAAUCAUUCCAGACCACUCCAAGCUCUCCGAGAUUUUUGUCCAGUUAGGAAUUCUAGACUCUUCCAAAUGUAAAGAAGAGCUAGAGUCUCUCCAAGACGAGUUUCAGAACCAAGCCGACGACAAGUCCAAAUCCCAAUUGGUUUCCCUCAUCGGCCUCGUUCGCUACGCCAAAUGUGUCCUCUUCGGCGCUUCAACUCCAAGUUCCGAUCUCACUCGCCUGAAAUCUUCCUCGGAGCUAAACUUCCCGGCGGACUUCCGGUGUCCGAUCAGCUUAGAGCUUAUGCGGGACCCGGUCGCCGUGGCCACCGGUCAGACAUACGAUCGUGAGUCCAUCAAGCUGUGGAUCGAAUCAGGACACAACACGUGUCCCAAGACAGGUCAGACGCUGGCCCACACGAACUUGAUACCCAACCGCGCUUUGAAAAAUCUUAUCGCCAUGUGGUGCCGCGAGCAGCGGAUCCCUUUCGAGCACGCCGAGAAUAAGGAUAAAGUCAGCGCCGUCAAGAAGAACAAGGCGGCGUUAGAAGCCACCAGGAUGACGGCGUCGUUUUUGGUCAACAAACUAUCCCUCGCCCAGUCAAUCGAGGCUGCCAACGGCGUCGUUUACGAGCUUCGUAGCCUGGCCAAGACUGAUUCGGACUGCCGAGCCUGCAUUGCCGAAGCUGGAGCGAUUCCUUUGCUCGUACGUCAUUUAGGCUCGGACGUCGGUCGGGACCACCCGAACCUACAGGUGAACGCCGUCACGACGAUCCUCAACCUCUCAAUACUCGAAGCCAACAAAGCAAGGAUCAUGGACACUGACGGAGCCUUAAACGGCGUCAUCGAGGUCCUUCGUUCGGGUGCCACAUGGGAGGCUAAAGGGAACGCGGCGGCUACGAUAUUCAGCUUAUCAGGUGUGCACGCGUACAGGAAGAAACUAGGGAGGAAGGCACGUGUCAUAAAGGCAUUGGUGGACUUGGCCAGGGAGGGACCCGGGUUUUCCAAAAGGGACGCCAUGGUGGCGAUAUUGAAUUUGGCGGGAGAAAGAGAGGCGGUGGCGAAGUUGGUGGAAGGCGGGGUGGUGGAGAUGACGAUGGAAGUAAUGGAGGGGCUACCGGAAGAGGCGGUGACGGUGUUGGAAGUGGUGGUGAGAGGAGGAGGGAUGGGGGCAAUUGCGGCGGCGUAUGGGGCCAUCAGGCAUUUGGGAGUGGUGUUGAGAGAAGGGUCGGAUAGGGCGAAGGAGAGCGCGGCGGCGACACUUGUGACAAUUUGUAGAAAAGGGGGGUCGGAAAUGGUGGUGGAGUUGGUGUCGGUUUCGGGGAUAGAGAGGGUAAUAUGGGAAUUGAUGGGGACGGGGACGGUGAGGGCGAGGAGGAAAGCGGCGUCGUUGUUGAGGAUUCUGAGGAGAUGGGCGGCCGGAUUGGAGGGUGAUCAAGUAGUGGAAGGGUAUUCGACUAUUGUGAGUUCAUCAACGACAGCAAUUGUGUCUAGCUAAAUUUGAUUCAAUGUGUAAAUGUUGAUAGUGAAUUGGUUUUUCUUUAUUUUUGGUUAAUUUGGUGAAACGAUCAAUGGUAUAUCUCAUUCAUUUAUUCA